Dalotia coriaria is the source of this 836-nucleotide messenger RNA. RefSeq lists its product as uncharacterized. Gene Ontology annotation, biological process: vesicle-mediated transport. Bases 136 to 744 code for a protein of 202 amino acids. Gene Ontology annotation, cellular component: membrane. NCBI's taxonomy places the organism in Eukaryota, Metazoa, Arthropoda, Insecta, Coleoptera, Staphylinidae. The record is from RefSeq and is a predicted model, not a curated record. The transcript is spliced from 3 exons.
UUGUUACCUAUCCUGCCAUCUACCGAGAUGCGAGGACACUAUCCCGACAUAACCAAAACCCCUUGGCAAUCCAAAUAAAUUCGUUUACGUGUUAUGCUCAUUUUGGAAAAUCAAAUUCUACUGUAAUUUAUCAGAAUGGACCUCAAAAAAGACUUGGACGAGUAUCUCCUACUUCAAAGUGACCAAAAGAAGUCUUUCAAACUCACAAUACCCAACAUACAGAAGCCUCAGUGGUUCAAUCGAGCUCCACAUCAGGAAGAAGAUGAGACUUGGUUCCAGCAGACAAAGAAAGGCUGUUGUGAAGGAUGCUGUCCAACACUGAGUCGGAUGCAGAAAAUUGUUGGAUUUGGUUUCUGCCUUUGCAUGGGAAUUUUAUGUUUUUCACUCUCACUGAUGUAUAUACCAGUAUUAUUAUUCAAAGCUAGGAAAUUUUCGUUGUUAUUCACACUUGGAAGCUUCUUUGUGAUCUUGAGUUUAUCAUUUCUCUGGGGUCCAGUGGCAUAUCUAAAGUACAUGUUUUCACGCGAACGCGUCUUCCUGUCCAUCGCCUACGGCAGUACCCUGUUUGCAACCCUCUACUGUGCAAUGCACCUGCAGAGCACACCGCUGACAGUGCUUUUUGCUGUCGGUCAAGUGAUUUCACUGCUGUGGACCGUCAUAGCAAACAUUCCCGGCGGCACAACUGGCCUGUCGUUCUUCGGCAAGCUGUUUAGUCGGUCGGUUAGUCAAACUCUGCCUAUUUAAUAUACAAAUUACGUACUUUUGUACAGAUUUGACGAUCGUAACUUUUAAAUUAUUGUAUGUAUACAUACCUGUACAUUAUAUACAACAUUCUA